Juglans microcarpa x Juglans regia is the source of this 4499-nucleotide messenger RNA. RefSeq names its product protein STICHEL-like 2. Lineage: Eukaryota; Viridiplantae; Streptophyta; Magnoliopsida; Fagales; Juglandaceae. The record is from RefSeq and is a predicted model, not a curated record. Gene Ontology annotation, cellular component: nucleus; DNA replication factor C complex; DNA polymerase III complex. Gene Ontology annotation, biological process: DNA-templated DNA replication; DNA repair. Gene Ontology annotation, molecular function: ATP hydrolysis activity; RNA-DNA hybrid ribonuclease activity; DNA-directed DNA polymerase activity.
CUUUGUUUUUAUUACUAGUUGAUGUUUACUGUGGAAUAUUUGAAUUCUAGUUUGUCUGUUUCCCCCACUCUCUCUAGAAGCUGUACUCACGUCUGUCUUGGAACUCUGUAAUGGCAGAGAAGGUGGGAAUAUUUCAUCUGUGUAGAAGGCUUUUGCUCUUCUCAUCAAGAGGCAAAAAAAAACGUGUAUUUAAAAAAAAAAAAAAAAAGGUUAUAAUGCUAUUCUUCGAUGAAAGUUGUGCUGCAUUGCUUAUUCGUCUUCUAGUUUGAUGGGUUCCUUAAAUGUUGGCUUUCAUUUUCCACGAAUGCUAAUACUGAAUGCAUUUAGCGAGGAAUCGGGAGAUUCUGUACCCUUUUGAAUUGUUUCGUUUCUUGUUUAUUUGUGAAGUGAACGCGUUGUUUUGAGCAAUGAAUGUGGCAAUCUGACCUUGUUUUUGAACCAGUUUGGUUCUUUUUCUCUGUACUAGUGGUUCCGUGUUUCUGGAAGUAUAAAGCUGUGUGCGCAACACUUCAUUUUGAUCGGAGGAUUUGAUUUGUUUUGGAGUGAUGGAUGGGCGGCGGCAUUCUGUGGAUCUUCCUAUCUCAAGGACUCUAGUAGCACUGAGGAGAGUUAGGUCACUGAGGGAUCCGUCCACUAAUUCUAUGAGCAAAUUCUCUGCUUUGGUUGACACUGGGAACUGGGAAAUUGAUUCGAGUGAAGGGAUUUCUCUGCAAUUCAAGAAUGAUCGACAAGAAGUUGGCUCUGAUGGUGAUGCUUUGAGAUCAAAGAAUUUAGGUUUCUAUGGACUAAGAGAGGAUUGUGUUGAUGAUUUUGAGCUAAAUUGCGGUUUGGGAAAAAGCAAGUUGAACUCAGGUAAGAACACGGGUUGGGUAGGAAAGACAGGCCCUCCUAGCAAGACCAAACAGGUUGAUGGAUUAGACUAUUGUGCAUCGAAUUACAAACCACUGAGUGAAAGGUAUUUUGACGAUCAUGAGGAUUCUGGAUUGGAUCUGACAUGCAUCACACCCUCCAGCAAUCGUUUUGAGGACCUCGAUACCUAUAAGGAGCCAAGUGUGGAAUCAUCACGAGCAGAACAAGCAGAUCACAUCAUAUCAACACAAAAGUUGCCAUAUAAAAAUCAGGUGAAAUCAUUUGGGGUUGUGGGUGAUGGAGUGAGUUGUGAAGCUAGUCCAUGUGCAUCUGUAAGUGAUGCUAUUUCAGGCCAUAGUGCACCACUAUUGGAAAAUGAAGAGGAUGAUGAUGUAGUUGACAGUCAUCAUGGCUGUGGUAUAAGCUGCUGCUGGUUAAGGACUCCUAAAUUUAGAGAGUCGUAUCUUUCUUAUGAUGCAGAAGAACAUCCCUUAGUGUCUGGGGAUGUGGAUAGCCCCGCAUUUUAUAAAAAGAGGAUCUUGAAACAUAUUAAUAAUGAAAUCACUCCAUAUUCAGAAACUCCUAGGUGUUUGAGUGAGAAAUUCAGGCCAAAAUCUUUCAGUGAAUUGGUUGGACAAAAUGUAGUUGCAAGGUCUCUGUUGGGUGCCAUCUCUAAAGGCAAGAUAACAUCAUUUUAUCUCUUCCACGGUCCCCGUGGCACAGGCAAGACCUCUGCUUCAAGGAUAUUUGCGGCAGCACUGAAUUGCCUAUCGAUUGAGGAGGAUAGGCCAUGCGGUCUGUGUCGAGAAUGUGUUCUGUUCUUUUCUGGAAGGAGCAUGGAUGUUAAGGAAGUGGAUUCUGUGAGAAUUAAUCGGAUAACUAGGGUUAGAUCCCUUUUUAAGAGUGCAGCCAUCCCUCCGGUUUCCUCGCGGUUCAAGGUUUUCAUUAUUGAUGAAUGCCAGUUGUUAAGGGGGGAAACAUGGGCAGCUGUUCUGAAUAGCCUAGAUAGCCUUUCUCAACAUGUCAUUUUUGUAAUGAUCACUCCUGACCUGGACAGUGUGCCUCGAAGUGCAGUGUCACGGUCACAAAGAUAUCACUUUCCAAGGAUAAAAGAUCUUGAUAUUGCAAACAGGUUGGAGAAAAUUUGCACCCAAGAGGGUCUCGACUUUGAUCAGGCUGCUUUGAACUUUAUUGCCUCUAAAUCCAAUGGUUCACUUAGGGAUGCAGAGAUGAUUCUUGAUCAGCUAAGUUUGCUUGGUAAAAAGAUCACUAUGGCCUUGGCCUAUGAGCUUAUCGGGAUUGUUUCUGAUGAUGACUUGCUUGAUUUGCUGGAUUUGGCUUUAUCAUCUGACACUUCAAAUAUGGUAGUAAGGGCCAGGGAACUCAUGAGAUCAAGGAUUGAUCCUAUGCAACUUAUAACACAGCUGGCGAAUCUCAUUAUGGACAUUCUUGCGGGUAAAUGUCAGGAAGGUAACUCUGAAGUCAGAAGAAAGUUCUCCACUAAUCAUACCUCUGAAGUGGACAUGCAGAAACUAAGUCAUGGAUUGAAAAUACUUUCAGAAACGGAGAAGCAAUUUAGGGUGUCUAAGAAUCAAACAACAUGGCUCACUGUAGCUCUUCUACGUUUAAGCUCUAUGGAGUCUUCUUCCCUGGGUUCAAAUGACUCAAACUUGUGUUUGAAACGUGCACAAGACCAAAAUGGUGAUUUUUGCACUUUGUCUGCCACUGGGGACCGGUCAAAACAUCUUGUAACUUGUUCUUUUGACGACUAUAAACCACAUAAAUUGGGAAUACAGGAGGAUUGUAAAGGAGAGUUAGAGUCCAUAUGGAAGAGAACUACAGACUUGUGCCAGUCCAAGUCACUCAAGAACUUCCUAAAGAAACAAGGGAACCUGUCAUCUCUUUGCGUUAAUCAAGGUCUUGCAGUAGCUGAAUUGGAAUUCCAACAUCCUGACCAUGCAUCUAAGGCUGAAAAGUCAUGGAAACAGAUUGCUAGUUCACUCCAGUCUAUUCUUGGUUGUAAUGUAGAGAUCAGGAUCAACCUUGCACAUUGUGUUUCUGAUCCAAAGUGCCCGAAAGUGAGCAAGCCAUCUUUCUUUUUGUUUUGUUGUUCUCGUAGAAUGCAGUGGAAGCCACACUCAUCCAUUGACCAUGGAAGUGAUUCAGACCUUUCUGAAUACACGUCCAAGAAGGCUAUUAUAAAAGAUAGACCAAAUUUAACUUCUACCUCAAGUGGGGCUUGCCAAAUGCCACAUUACUCCGAUCACAGAGCUGAGGUUGUAAGGACACUGAGAAAUAGUGAAGGAAAUGUGUUGAGCAUAGGAAUGGCCUCAUCACUCAGAUCAUCCGAGAAUGAUAUGCCAAAGAUGCAUAUGUUAGGAGUUGAACCUUUGACAGCAGAGGGUGGAGGUCAGGAUUUGUCUGUUCACAAACCAGAGGAUGGGCCAAGCUGUUUCUCGAGAAUACUAAGGCUUCAAAAGAAUUUGCAUUCCGCAAACUCUUCUCGGAUGAUCCCUCCGGGUAUAGAAAAAGGAAACAAUGCAUUGUCUUUCCGUGGGACAUUGUCUUUUGAAACUUGUUUCUCUUCUUGUGAUCCUGAUGUUUGCUCUAACAACUAUACUAGCAACUCUAGAGAUGACAACGGGUUUGCAGCCAAGGCAUCCAUCCCCACAGAAGGUGAUGAAAAGUUUUCUGGAUCGGGAAACCUCACGCCUGCUUAUAUCUUGAAUUUAAAGCUAGCUUUGGGAGGUGGUGAAGACAUUAAUCAUGUUCUAUACAAGGGUAAGGUUGCGGCUAGACUUUGGCAAACGUGCUCCAGUUUCUUGGGGGUUCCCUAUGUGGCUAAUAGAUCCUGGUUGGCAACUGUUGAAGCUUGGUUCAGAAGAACAAGAAAGUCUUCAAAGGUUGGUAGUUUGAUUGGGUUGGCUCCAUGUAUUCUAAUAUGGAAUCUAUGGAUGUGGAGGUGUUCGGCACGCAUGGAGGGAAACAAGGAGGGCUUUAAUGGUUUGUGGAGGAAGGUCAAAUACUGGCUCCACUGGGUUGGUCUGAGGCUCAGGGAAGCAGGAAACCUGCAUCGUCGAGACCAAGUAAUUUUAGAAGACUUAAACUUGCCGGCUUUAGCUCUUUCAAAAAGAAUUAUUACAGUUUCUUGGGAAAAGCCGGAGUUUGGUUGGUUCAAAUUAAAUACGGAUGGUAGUAGCUUGAGAAACCCAGGGGAGUCGGGUGCUGGGGGACUAAUUAGAGACCAUGAUGGAAAUCUGGUUGUUGCCUUCUCUGAAUAUAUUGGAGUGGGUUCAAACAACAAAGCGGAGUUGCUGGGGGUCCUUUUUGGUCUAUGUAGUUGCAAGGCAAGGGAUUUGGUGAAUAUUGUUGUUGACUUAGAUUCAUCGUUAAUUGUGAAUUGGUGGAAGAAAGGUAGAUGUCAGGUUUGGUACCUGGAGGAUUUUUGGGAGGAAAUAAUAGUGCUCACCCGAGGUCUUAAUAUACGGUUUAAACAUGUUUUUAGAGAAGGAAACAAAGCUGCGGAUUGGCUUGCAAACGAUGGUAGCGCGGGAAGGACACAAGAGUAUACAUCGAAUCACAUCCCAAGGGAACUCAAAGGGAUAUUAUGCUUGGAUAAGUGUGGAUUACCUUACAUCAGAAGGAGGUAG